ACGGACGGACCGACGGACGGCGGCGCCCGGGCGGUGACUGCGCGUCCGUCCGGCCGCAUCAGGAAACCCAACACCGGCGCGGGGGGGACAAAGGCUGCGCUGUCCCCUCCUGCGGCGCGGCUAUAAAACCUCCCGAAAGCUCCCCAAAGCUCCCGAAGCCCUCGAAACCUCCCGGGGGCCGCGACCUGCCCGCAGCCAGGGCCCCGGGCUGGUGGCGUGUCCGGUGCCAUGGCAGCGGCGGAGGCGCCCGAGCCGAGCGAGCCGAGCGAGCUGACCGAGCUGGAGGCGGCCAUCGAGCGCAUCGUCACCGUGUUUGUCACCUUCGCCGCCAAGGAGGGCAAGAAGGGGACGCUGACGGCCGGCGAGUUCAAGGAGCUGGUGCGGCUCCAGCUGCCCAACCUGAUGAAGGACGUGCCCUCCCUGGAGGAGAAGAUGAGCGAGCUGGACGUGAACAACGACGAGGAGCUGAGAUUUGGGGAGUACUGGCGGCUGAUCGGGGAGCUGGCCAAGGCCAUGCGCAGGGACAAAGCGGGCAAGAAGUGACGGCGCCGCUGCGGAGACUCAAAUAAAGAGGUUUCCCUGAG
Motacilla alba alba is the source of this 584-nucleotide messenger RNA. RefSeq names its product S100 calcium binding protein A13 (gene S100A13). Bases 229 to 543 code for a protein of 104 amino acids. The transcript is spliced from 3 exons. The record is from RefSeq and is a predicted model, not a curated record. NCBI's taxonomy places the organism in Eukaryota, Metazoa, Chordata, Aves, Passeriformes, Motacillidae. Gene Ontology annotation, biological process: positive regulation of cell population proliferation; positive regulation of canonical NF-kappaB signal transduction. Gene Ontology annotation, cellular component: perinuclear region of cytoplasm. Gene Ontology annotation, molecular function: RAGE receptor binding.